Elephantulus edwardii (Cape elephant shrew) is the source of this 666-nucleotide messenger RNA. RefSeq names its product transmembrane protein 8C (gene MYMK). Bases 1 to 666 code for a protein of 221 amino acids. The record is from RefSeq and is a predicted model, not a curated record. The transcript has 5 exons. Gene Ontology annotation, cellular component: plasma membrane. NCBI's taxonomy places the organism in Eukaryota, Metazoa, Chordata, Mammalia, Macroscelidea, Macroscelididae.
AUGGGGACACUCGUGGCCAAGCUGCUCCUGCCCACCGUCAGCAGCCUGGCCUUCCUGCCCACCAUCAGCGUUGCUGCCAGGAGGCGCUUCCACAUGGAAGCCAUGGUCUACCUCUUCACCAUGUUCUUCACGGCGCUCUACCAUGCCUGCAGUGGCCCAGGCCUGUCCAUACUCUGCUUCCUGCGGCUGGAUGUCCUGGAAUACUUCAGUAUCUACGGCACCGCACUGAGCAUGUGGGUGUCUCUGAUGGCGCUGGCUGACUUCGACGAGCCCAAGAGGUCAACACUGGUGAUGUUUGGCGUCCUGACCAUCGCGGUGCGGGUCUACCAUGACCGCGAGGGCUACGGCGUGUACUCGGGCCCCAUCGGCACCGCCGUCCUCAUCACCGCUGCAAAAUGGCUUCAGAAGAUGAAGGAAAAGAAGGGUCUGUACCCUGACAAGAGUGUCUACACCCAGCAGGUAGGCCCUGGCCUCUGCUUUGGGGCCCUGGCCCUGAUGCUACGCUUCUUCUUUGAGGAAUGGGAUUACACCUACGUCCACAGCUUCUACCACUGCGCACUGGCCAUGUCCUUCGUCCUGAUGCUUCCCAAGGUCAACAAGAAAGCCGGAAGUACAGAGACCCCCGCCAAGCUGGACUGCCCCACCCUCUGUGGUGCCUGCAUCUGA